This is a messenger RNA of Haliotis rubra (blacklip abalone), 1108 nucleotides long. RefSeq names its product putative methyltransferase DDB_G0268948. Gene Ontology annotation, molecular function: S-adenosylmethionine-dependent methyltransferase activity. The record is from RefSeq and is a predicted model, not a curated record. The coding region runs from base 121 to 915 and encodes 264 amino acids. Lineage: Eukaryota; Metazoa; Mollusca; Gastropoda; Lepetellida; Haliotidae. The transcript is spliced from 5 exons.
AGUUCUGGUCGCUACACAACGUGCAGACUUGCUAAGACAGCCAACAUUUGCUGUCAGUUGGCGUCGAAUAGGUAUGAUAACUAGAAACCUUGGUUUGUGAUAAACACCGUUGAAUAAACGAUGAGUAAACGACUUUUCGAGGCGGCUAAACACGCUGAUUUGUACGCGAAAUACCGUCCCAAUUAUGGCGAGGACAUAUAUGAGCGCAUCUUCAACUUCUGUCGAGAUGGUGGAAACUGUUUCAAGCUUGCUGUUGACGUUGGCUGCGGGUCAGGUCAAAGUACGAAGCAUUUGACGCGAUAUUUCAAACAGGUAGUCGGUGUUGACGUCAGCCCCAAGCAGGUAGAGCAUGCCGCGUCAGACGUCCCGAAUCUGAAGUUUGAAGUGGGCUUCGCGGAGAGCUUCAGCACAGUGAUCCCACCUUACACCGCUGACUUAGUGACCAUUGCCCAAGCCAUUCACUGGGUGGACACAGGAAGGUUUUACGGAGAAGUUGAUAAGGUUCUUCGGCCGGGAGGGGCAGUGGUUGUAUACGGCUAUGGUAACUGUACCUUGGACAACCCUCAAGCACAGGAGAUUAUAUCCAAGUUCUACUGGGGGACACUGAAGGGCUACUGGGACGAUAAGAGGGACCAUAUCAACUCUCAUUACAGAGAAUUUUCUUUACCCUACCAAGGCUUCUUCAGGGAUGAGAGUUUGAAGAUUUCCAAGGAAUGGACAGUUGACCAAUUCGUUGGCUACCUUGCCUCUUGGUCAGGUUGGCAGUCUUACCUAAAAGCACAUCCUUCCGCUUCUGACCUCGAGAACAUCAGGCAAACGUUGGCGACCUUAUAUAAACCCUCAGCUGGGGAAGAAUCUAAAGUGAAUAUAUCAUGGCCUGUAUUUAUGUUGCUGGGUCAGAAACCAAAGGAUUAAUCUCUAUGCAGUUUGAGGAUGUUUUAUAUUAAAGGCAGAAUGUCGGGUAUACUCAGUACAUGACCUACACAAUAUAUGACAGACACGAUUUGUCAGAGAUGACGAGCAAACGUUUUUACCACUAUAGUCUGUUUGACUUCAUUUUAGACCGAUGAAUUGCUCACUAACACAAAAUCUAAUAAUUGCAACAAAA